Messenger RNA from Lacerta agilis (Sand lizard), 1245 nucleotides. RefSeq names its product H-2 class I histocompatibility antigen, Q9 alpha chain-like. Bases 54 to 1058 code for a protein of 334 amino acids. The transcript is spliced from 5 exons. Gene Ontology annotation, biological process: immune response. Gene Ontology annotation, cellular component: external side of plasma membrane. The record is from RefSeq and is a predicted model, not a curated record. Lineage: Eukaryota; Metazoa; Chordata; Lepidosauria; Squamata; Lacertidae.
AGAAGGACAUCGCUGGAGUAAGAGUAGGAAAAAGAAGCUUCGUUUUGGGGAAGAUGGGGGUCCUCCUCCGCUGGGCCCCCUUCAUCUUGUGGGCGACUGCCCACCUGCUGCUCCAGGACUGCGCAGGCUCCACUUCUCACUCCCUGCGCUACUUCUACACAGCCGUGUCUGAGCCUGGCCAGGGGCUGCCCCAGUUCAUUGCUGUGGGGUACGUGGAUGACCAGCAAUUCAUUCAGUUUGACAGUGACACCAAAGAGGCACUGCCUCAUGUUCCCUGGAUAAGGAAGGCAGAAAAAGUGAAUCCUCAGUACUGGCACAGGGAGACUCAGAACUUGAAGGGCACUGAGCUGAACUUCAGGGUGAAUCUGCAGAAUCUGCGGAAUCGCUACAACCAGAGCGGAGGGAUCCACACCCUUCAGAACAUGUAUGGCUGUGAGCUGAGUUCAGACGGGCGCAAAGGAGGAUACGAUCAAUUAAGCUAUGAUGGGAAGGAUUUCAUCGCCUUUGACAAGGACACCCUCACCUGGACGGCAGCCGAUAUGGGGGCCCAAGUGACCAAGGCGAAGUGGAAUGCUAACAUGGCCAUAACCCAGGGCAAUAAGCACUACCUGGAGGGGAUUUGCAUUGAGUGGCUGCAGAGACACCUGGAUUAUGGGAAGGAGACUCUGCUGAGGACAGAGGCUCCGGUGGUGAAGGUGACCAGGAAGUCAGGCUAUGACAACAUGGAGACCCUCGUUUGCCAAGUCCAUGGCUUCUACCCCAAGGAGAUUGAUGCCAACUGGGUGAAGGACGGGGAGGUCUGGCAGGAGGGCACCUCCCGAGGAUUGGUCGCCCCCAACUCGGACGGGACCUACUAUGUCCUGCUCAGUGUCAAGAUCGACCCCGAGGAGAGGGAUCGCUUCCGGUGCCGGGUGGAGCAUGACAGCCUAGAGAAGCCUCUGGACGUGGCCUGGGAGAAGGAGCCAGUCAACCUGGGGCUCAUUGUGGGAGCCAUUUUGGGUGUCGUGGCUGCCAUCUUGCUGGUCUCUGGGAUCGUCUUCUUCAUCCACAGUAAGUAAACCCUGGACACGUUUGAUGCCACUCAUGUGUCCUUCUGUUUUAGCCUCCGACUGGGAAUGUGCUGGUGGAGCCUUCCUGGCAACUGCCCCUUGUAUCCCUACAGACACCCUUCUCCAUAAAAGCACCCUUUGAGCAUGGACCAAAAGUCAUGGUGGUCGUUGCUUUGCACUCACUGUGUGCUCAGGA